CCCGCAGGCCACGCGGUUGCCCCGCUCAGGCCGCAGCUGCCCCGGCUCCGCCGGCAUCGCCCGCCCGGCAGCCGCAGGUGAGCGGGGAGCGGCAGCUCGCCCCGGCGGGGAAGGCGGGAGCCCCGGAGCGGGGAGAGCGCCGAGGGGCGAUGGCGGAGCCCGGGGACCCCCGGCAGGCUGGAGGGGUGGGGGAGGCCGGGGAGGAGCGGGCUCCGGGCCCCCCGAGGCUGGAAGGGGGGCGCUGCCUUGUGCAGCCGCGCUCGGGCAGCGGCACCAUCGAAGGCAGCGCGCCCAGCCCUUGUUCUCCCCCAGAGCAGCAUUUCCCACUCCCCAGCCUCGGCCCGAUGCAGCAGCAGCAGCAGCAGGAGGAGGAGGAGGGGGCGGCGAGGAAGAGGAAGAUGGCCCGGGAGCCCCAGGCAGAGCAGGAGCCGGGCGUGGAGAGCAGGGAGGAGAAAUGCCCGCGGCAGAACCUGCUGGAAGAGGCCCUUUGGAGCGGCUCCGCGGCGCAGGAACCCAACGGGGAGGAAAAGCCCCGGAGAUGCCUCGCGAGGAGGGGCUGCGAGCGCAGAUGGCGGGGAUCCCAGGGGGAAAGAGCCAGCCCGGGCCGGGGAGGCGGCCGGAGCUCGGAGCUGGGGCUCCACGAGCCGCUCCAGGAUGGGGAGAAGCCCCACGAGUGCUCGGAGUGCGGGAAGAGCUUCAGGCGGAGAUCCGAGCUGGUCGUCCACCAGAGGAUCCACAGCGGGGAGAGGCCGUACGCGUGUGGGGAGUGCGGGAAGGGCUUCAGGUCGAAGUCCAGCCUGAACGUCCACCAGAGGAUCCACACUGGGGAGAGGCCCUACAAAUGUCCCCAGUGUGGGAAGGGCUUCAGAGAGAGCUCCAGCCUGAACGUCCACCAGAGGAUCCACACCGGGGAGAAGCCGUACGCGUGUGGGGAGUGUGGGAAGAGCUUCAGUUCGGGAUCCCAACUGAAUGUCCACCAGAGGAUCCACACCGGGGAGAAGCCGUACGCGUGUGGGGAGUGUGGGAAGGGCUUCAGGUCGAAGUCCAGCCUGAACGUCCACCAGAGGAUCCACACCGGUGAGAGGCCCUACAAAUGUCCCCAGUGUGGGAAGAGCUUCAGAGAGAGCUCCAGCCUGAACGUCCACCAGAGGAGCCACACCGGGGAGAGGCCCUACAAGUGUGGGCAGUGUGGGAAGAGCUUCAGAGAGAGCUCCAGCCUGACUGUCCACCAGAGGGGCCACACCGGGGAGAGGCCCUACGAGUGCCAUCAGUGCCAGAAGAGGUUUGUGAGCAGCUCUGAGCUUCUCAAGCACCAGCGCGUUCACUCAGACGAGAGGCCCUUCCACUGCCCCGACUGCGGGAAGGGCUUCAACCGGAAGUCCGCCCUCACCAUCCACCGGCGCAUCCACGCCGGGGAGAGGCCCUACAAGUGUCCCCGGUGUGGGAAGAGCUUCAGCACACGCUCCAGCCUGAUUGUCCACCAGAGGAUCCACACCGGGGAGAGGCCCUACAAGUGUCCCCGGUGUGGGAAGAGCUUCAGCACACGCUCCAGCCUGAUCGUCCACCACAGCAUCCACACGGGAGAACGGCCCUACGAGUGCGGGCAGUGUGGGAAGAGCUUCAGGCAGAGCUCCCACCUGAUGGUCCACCAGAGGAUCCACACGGGGCAGCGGCGUGGAUCCACCCUGGGCCGGGGAGGUGGCCAGAGCUCGGAGCUGGGGGUCCACAAGCAGCUCCACGAUGGGGAGAAGCCAACCAAGUGCUCGGAAUGCGGGAAGAGCUUCAGUUGUAAAUCCUCCCUGCUCUACCACUCCAGAAUCCACACGGGGGAGAGGCCCUUCAAGUGUGGGCAGUGUGGGAAGGGCUUCGUUUCGAGCUCCGCGCUGGUCAAACACCGCAGGAUCCACACGGGGGAGAGGCCCUACAAGUGUGGGGAGUGUGGGAAGAGCUUCAGUUCGAGCUCCGCGCUGGUCAAACACCGCAGGAUCCACACGGGGGAGAGGCCCUACGAGUGUCCCCAGUGUGGGAAGGGCUUCAGGACGAGCACGUGCAUGAUGAAACACCGGAGGAGCCACACCGGGGAGAGGCCCUACGAGUGCGAUCAGUGCGGGAAGAGGUUUCACACCAGCCCUGGUCUCCUCAGGCACCAGCGCAUCCACACGGACGAGAGGCCCUUCCGCUGCCCCGACUGCGGGAAGGGCUUCAGGGCGAACUCCGCCCUCGUCACCCACCGGAGGAUCCACACCGGGGAGAGGCCCUACGAGUGUGGGGAGUGCGGGAAGAGCUUCAGCGAGAACUCCAGCCUGACUGUCCACCAGAGGAUCCACACCGGGGAGAGGCCCUACAAGUGUGGGCAGUGCCAGAAGAGGUUUGCGAGCAGCUCUGAGCUUCUCAAGCACCAGCGCGUUCACUCAGACGAGAGGCCCUUCCGCUGCCCCGACUGCGGGAAGGGCUUCAAGCACAACUCCGACCUCACCAUCCACCGGCGCGUCCACACCGGGGAGAGGCCCUACGAGUGUCCCCGGUGUGGGGAGAGCUUCAGCACACGCUCCAGCCUGAUUGUCCACCACAGCAUCCACACGGGAGAACGGCCCUACGAGUGCGGGCAGUGCGGGAAGAGCUUCAGCACAGGCUCCAGCCUGAUUGUCCACCAGAGGAGCCACAGCGAGGACAGUCCCUACCAGUGUGACCAGUGCCAGAGGAGGUUCCAGAGCAGCUCCGCUCUCCAGAGCCACUGGUGCACGCUCUCAGGGGAGAAGCCCUUCCGCUGCCCCGACUGCAAGAGGGGCUUCAAGCGCAGCUCCUACCUCGCCAAACACCGGCUCAGCCACGCCGGGGACAGGCCCCAGCCGUGUCCCCAGUGUGGGAAGAUCUUCACCAGGAGCUCCCUCCUGGCCAGGCACCAGUGGAAGCACCACUGAGGGCAUCCCCCGAGCGCGGGAAGAGCUCCGUGCGCCGCUCCAGCUCCGUCCCCCGCGGGAGGAUCCGCGCUGGAUGAUCCCCGGUGGGCAGAGCCCCGGUGAUCCGUGUUGGGAAGACACCUGCCUGGGGGGCUCCGUGUCCUCCCGGCUCCCCGUGGGCACCUGGGCACAUCCGCAGGCCAACAUCAGAAAUCCGUUGUGCGGAGAGCAGAUUUGUCAACUUUUGACCCUAGAAAAAACUCACUUUUUCCUUCUUGUGGUGGUCUUAAGCAACACUGGAUAGCCUUGGAGGUCUUCUCCAACAUAAAUCCAUCAUUUUGUUUCUCUCUGGCCCACGGGCAUCUUCCACGGCGAAAUGGAGUGGGAUUGGGGCAAAACCCACAAUUUUGGAGGCAGUGGGGUGGAAAACCCUCCAAAAAAGGUUCUUCCCGCCCGUCCAAGCACGUGGAUGCUCUGCCAGCGGGGACACGUUGAUCUGUUCGUUUUGGUUUCGGAAUGGAAAGGUUCCUGUUCAUCCCUUUGACAGCCCUGGAACUGGGAGAGAAAUAAAAACGUUGGUCUGA
This is a messenger RNA of Vidua macroura (Pin-tailed whydah), 3484 nucleotides long. RefSeq names its product zinc finger protein 665-like. NCBI's taxonomy places the organism in Eukaryota, Metazoa, Chordata, Aves, Passeriformes, Viduidae. Gene Ontology annotation, biological process: negative regulation of transcription by RNA polymerase II. Gene Ontology annotation, molecular function: DNA-binding transcription repressor activity, RNA polymerase II-specific; RNA polymerase II cis-regulatory region sequence-specific DNA binding. Bases 150 to 2921 code for a protein of 923 amino acids. The record is from RefSeq and is a predicted model, not a curated record. The transcript has 2 exons.